Bradysia coprophila is the source of this 5486-nucleotide messenger RNA. It is a transcript of the gene ssp3, whose product is annotated as SCAPER domain-containing protein short spindle 3. The record is from RefSeq and is a predicted model, not a curated record. NCBI's taxonomy places the organism in Eukaryota, Metazoa, Arthropoda, Insecta, Diptera, Sciaridae.
GACAUUCUAUCAGCCAUAAGGAAAGUGCAUCUUAAGAAUUUUAUUUGUUUUCAACCUUCUGCGUAAUAAAUUCCCUUAAAUUGCGACAAAACGCAAUUAUUCGGUGAAGUUUCGAUGAGAAACUAAUCAAUUGAAGUUUAGCAAUUACCAACGGAUCGAAUAUAAAUGCCAAAUCAGCAAAACUAAAUUCUUUUAUUAGACACAUUUUGAAUGUAAAGUAGAAGACGUAUAUGAUGACUUGUUAGGUAAGCUGACAAAACAAGUGAAUCUGAAGACGAUCUCGAUGCAUUCAUAAUGGAAAUGAAAAAAGUAUGUGAGCAGGAGGGACGGAAUGCAAGAAAUUUAUUGGCAUACCAAAUUUCGAGCAGUAUCGAUUUACACCAAAAAUGUGACUAUCGUAAGCCUCCUGUACCAGCUAAAACUCCAACGAAGAAAAUUUUCCGCUCUCGAAAUGUAACAUCCACAUCAGCGUCAACAUCGACUGCUCCGAGGGUUCGAAGUGCAUCCACCGGACCUCGUGACAAACGCUCCGAACUGCAGGCCCGCUAUUGGGCGCUACUAUUCGGAAAUUUACAGCGUGCUAUCAAUGAAAUCUAUCAGACCGUGGAGUGCUAUGAGAAUUUGUCGUCAUGUCAGGAGACGAUUCUCGUCUUGGAAAAUUAUAUUCGUGACUUUAAGGGCUUAGCUGAAUGGUUUCGCAUGUCAUCCGAUUAUGAGGCGACCACAAAUCGUCCACAGUCUCUGGCAUGGGAUGUACGGAAGAGUAAUCCAGCACCACCUAUGCGCGCCAAAAGUUUAUCCAGUUCAAGUCCACCGGUUAUGUCAGGAAAAUCCAGCCCUUGUCCGAGUUUUUCCGGUAAAAGUAGUCCUUGUUCAACUGCCGAAGAAACUGCGAAAUCACAACACAAGAAGCUGAUGGGAUUAAUUUGUGGUCCAACGAUUGACUCUAACCCAAAACUUAUGGCAAAUCCAACAAGUCCACGGUCGGAUAAACGAACGCUGGAUUGUGUGCAAGAAGUGCGAGUUAAUCAUGACGAAGCUAAAUUGUGUGCAAACGAAAAUGAGAUUAUUCCCACUAUCGUGAUUGAUCUAAAUAACAGUAAGCCCCAAAAUGCCACGGUGAGCGAUGGUCCCUUGGAUUGGAACGAUCUUAUUGACAGUGCUUCGCCAGGAGUGAAUGUUUCUGAUGGACAGUCUGAGAGCAAAUGUGAUCAGUAUUCGCAAACAGAUUUGGAGGACGACAAUUUGACUUUGGAGCAGUGGCGUGAUAAAUAUGAACGGAAUGUUGAUAAAUUGCAAACUUCAUCCGAUCAGUUAGUUAACAAUACCGCUGAAAAAGCAUCCACUCCUCUUGACAUCACCGUCGAUCGAUUAAAUCGAAUGGAGAAUGCUUUCCUAUCCAAGCAGCUAGCUGAAAAGAAGACUUUAGAAAAUGGUGAAAAUAAGCCCAUCGACAUUAAUAAGGUGUCUGAGGUGAGGAAAACCGCUGCAACGGCUCCAGCACCACUGAAAUACUCUAGUGUGGUAAAUCGUAAUGUUGGCAUCACGAAAACAGCUUCAUCAACGUCCGUAAAGGCGGUUCAGCCAGUUAGAAGUGCUACGCGAGUACGUCAACCAUUAACUAAAAGUGCAACUAAUCCUGUUGUGUCGACGCAAAUUGAAGUAAAGAAGACACUACGAUCAGCCACAGUUCAAAAUAUUCCGAAAUCUGGCACGAUGGCUAAAUCCAGUACUAUUGCUAUUUCCACAAAACCGCAGACUGUUCCGAAGCGUCGUGAAAAUGUAGUUCCAUCUCAUGUAGCAAAUCGUUUAUCAGCUCGUUCGAAAACAAUGAUCGAAAUCUCCAAUCGUAACGUCAAUAAAAUCAACUGUGUCCCACAAAAGUUGAAGCCGUCAGCAAAAGAUUGUGAUAGUUCAUCAUCGACUUUAAAAGCAAGCAAUGAACGUGUUGGAAGUUCAUCGUCCAGUGCUCGUGGCUCUGUUAGAAAUUUGACCCAAAUAAAUCGUGCUGAAACCAACGACCGGCGAUCUGAACCAAAGUCAAUGCAGAAAAACGAUGACAACGAUGGUUGGUUGACGGUGAAAGCGAGAAGGAGAUCCAGCUUACAUUGGGCGAAUCGAUUUAAUCAACCAACCGGUUAUGCUAGUCUACCGUCUUUAGCCUUAGAUAGCGCGACAUCAUCCCAAUUAAAUUUGCUGAGUGAAGAGAAAGCGGAUAAAAUGAAAAAGGAUGGCAAGAAAAUUACCAACAAAACGGAAAAGCCAGAACCAAAGCCAGUUAUUGAUAGUAAAUCCAAGCAAGAUAAUGGACAGUGUAAUGGUGUGUCGAAAAGCGAUAAACCAAAACUAGUCGGCAAAUCCGCAGCCACUAAAAAUACUUCAACUUCUAAGUCAAUUUCAAAAUCGACCGCCAAACCAACCGCGAAGGCAACAAAAACCACCGAAAAGAUCACCAAUCCAGCAAAGGCUGUAAUCUUGCGCGAGAACAUUAUCCAGCGUCAAAAGUCAGAUUUGACUGGCUUAAAGAUCACGUCGCUUCAUCGGGAAUAUUUGAGAAAGGAAAAAAUAAACAAUCGAGAACAGCAAAAGCAUGCAUCGUCUUCAUCCUCAAUAUCGUCCGGAUCACCCAAGCUGACGACUGAGCAAAGUGGUGACAUGACUUUUUCUGAACUGUGUAACACCUCCGUAGACAUGAAAAUCCAAACCAAUAUGGGCCUGUCGAAAACCAUUUCGGAUUUGUAUUUUGACAGCCGGGGACAAGAUGACUUUAGCAGCGAUGAAACUGAAGAUAAAGACGAUGUUGACAACGAUGAAGACCAAAGAAAAUUGUUUGAAGAGCAGGAAAGUUUGGAGCGUCAAAUACGAGAAUUGGAAAAUACGGAAAUUGAUAUCGAUACAGAAACGGAUGAAAACGAUUGUGAUGUUAUCCUUGGAUUGGAAGAGAAUGAAAGUGGCGACUAUUUGUUCGAUGAAAAUAUGAGUCUGGAGAUGCGGUACCAGUCGUUGUUGAGUGACAUGACUGUCGGUGAAAGAAACGAGACGUUGGCAACUUUGCAAUUGAUUGUGAGCCGACAUCCUGGUCGUGCACAAGAAUUACAUCAGAAAUUAUCUAGCCCAUCGAGAAGACGGUCAUUGCAUGAAACUUUGAAGAAAUAUCAGAUUAAACAGGCCCGAGCGCAUGAUAAGAGAGAGGCCUUAAACAAAGAGAAAUCGUUGAAAAUACAAUUGUUGCUUGCACGCGUCGAAGACGUUAAGGAAGCCAAACAAAAACUUAUUGACGAUAAACGCAUGCGAAUGGAAAAACGACUUCAGAAGGCAGAAGAUAAUCGCAAUCAAUAUUUAAAGACCAAAGUUCGAAAAGCCCACGACGAAGAGGCAAAAUUGAAGGAAAUUGCAUUCAUCAAAAAUUUGGAGAGAGAAAACAAAAAGUUGGAUUUCAUGGAGUCGUUGAAAGAACAAGAAGGUCGAUUGCAGGACUUGGAACAAGAGCGCCAAAAAAGAGUGGAAGAGAAAGCAGCUAAAGAAGCAGCGGUUGAACGAAGGCGGCUAGAAUUGGAACUAGAACGUAAAAAGAAAUUGGAAAAGAUGGACGAGACAAGACGGGAACGCGAACAGCGAAUCGGUCAAAUGCAAGAACAAAAGGAGAAAAUGCGACAGCAAAUAGCACGAGACAAGGCCAGAGAUAGAGAGGAACGCCUCCAAGCCUUACAAGCCCAACAGCAGCAGAAGACUGAAGAGCUUCAACGGAAAAUAAUCCAAAACCAACAAGAAUCGGCCAGAAGACAUGAAGAAAAUAUUGAACAAAUACGCCAACGUGCGGUCGAAUUAAGCAUUCCAAGCAGAAAUACUGACGAAAAUGGACCGGAUCGAAGUGACGGCGGUGAUUUGUCGUCGGUGGUUUCUGAUGUUUCUCGAGAGCAAUUGUCGAAGGGAUCGAAGAAGAAGUUUAAAAAAUUGAAGCAGAGAAUGCAAUCGAAAACGGAGGAAUACAUGACAGAAAUGCAGCCAGUACCAGCUUAUAUGAAACGUGAAAGUGAGGUUCCGAAGCUCCUAGGCAUAAUCAAGAAAGGCGGUGGUACUCAAGGAAUCGAACGACCGUUAGGUCAACUGUUACGUUUAUUGGCAAAGGCUCAAGUAUUUGAUUUCCAAUGCUUUUGGCUGUUAGAUGGUCUAGGCACUCUCGCCCAGGUGAUAAUUGACGGAAUGACACCGAACUCGGAUGUGUCCCGAAAAGCAAUCAUAUUGGCUGUGCAAGCGUACCGGAAUUCCUGUUCUCCGUGUCCACAAAUUUCUCGUCAUGCUGUGUUAGGAAAUUCAAUUACAAUUAUCUGUGAUGUUCUCUUGCAAAGUCUUCAGAUAGCAGAUGAAAAAACACCUUCACAUCCCGUUGAGCUGUCGACUGAACUUAUGUUGUGCUGCACGGUUGCCUUGUCCCCUUCCAAGUCGGUGAAACAGACACACCCAAAACUCGUGGAACGCCUUCCUGAUCUUAUAAGUUAUAUCGUUUCCAUUGGUUUGGUUGACGUCUUAGCGAGGCGUUGUAUGAAAGUUCGGGAGGCAGUUGAAAAUCAUAAAUGUGUGAUUUUAUCGUUACUCGGUACUUUAGGAUUGCUUACGAAAAUUGCUGAAUUGUGUCCGAAAGCUCCCGACACAACCAAAUUCCUUGCAUCAAUAAAAUCUACUGAUUUAUUCGGCACGAUCUCUUUAUUAUAUUCAACAAUAGUACCAGUGGGUGAAUGUAUUCCACCGCGAACGAUUUCAUUGGCGGCUGCUACAUUCAAUUUACUGGUAACAGUGGCCAAUUUGGAUUUGUAUACAUUUCAGGCUGUUCUUGACGAUGAAACGUUAUCGUUCCAAUUCUUCGAUGUUAUCGUCAUACUGUUGACGUACUGCGGCCCUGAACUGUUAUCGAAUGGUGGACCAAAAUCGACCGAAAAAAAUGAAACUCAGGCUGUGGUCAUUGACUUAGUUGCUACAUUAGGAUUUUACUGUGCCAAUAAUAAGAAAAAUCAGAAUCGAUUGACGUCGGAACAGUCAUCGCUUAUAAUAAAGAAUCUCGCCAAGCUACCCAGUCAAUUUGAAAUAGUUGUGUAUCCAACAUUGGUGACUAUUAUCACGGACAAUCCAGAAGCUCAGGAAGUUAUCGGUCGUGAGUUUGAUUUAAAGUUUCUGGAUGAAUACCGAAAGUCUGAUUUGGGCAAAAAGAACACGUUGAUUUCCAUUCUCAAGUCAACGGAUGCAAACGACAACAACUGCAAAAAGAAAACUAAAAACCAAACAACGUAACUUAGUAUUCCAAUUCACUGAAUCGAUUCCGAAAAAGGGCCAUUAGCGCCCUUCAUUUUCAAAAGACAGACCUAUUAAUUGAUUUACUGGCUCUCGAAUCCAUUGAAAUUAUUGUUUUUCUUCUCUCGUCUUUUUUUUAAAUUUACUUUAUCAACCCUUUAGUGUUAGAAAUUUAUUCUAAAAUAAAAAUGAACUCGUUU